This is a messenger RNA of Thrips palmi, 2727 nucleotides long. Its product is annotated as progestin and adipoQ receptor family member 3. The record is from RefSeq and is a predicted model, not a curated record. The transcript has 8 exons. Gene Ontology annotation, cellular component: membrane. The coding region runs from base 494 to 1438 and encodes 314 amino acids. Gene Ontology annotation, molecular function: signaling receptor activity. NCBI's taxonomy places the organism in Eukaryota, Metazoa, Arthropoda, Insecta, Thysanoptera, Thripidae.
ACCUGGCGAGGAUUCGGACGUGUCGGCACCGACCGAGCCCCGCCGCGCCACGCCACGCCGCGUCAAAAUCGCGUGCGCUCGCCGCGAGUUCGCGUUGACGGACGGGCAGUGCUUCUCGACGACGAGAACCGGACCACCGCAGCAGCAGCAGUGCCCAGUGAAGGCUAGCGUUACGUCGGGCAGGCUGCAAGGACUAUGACAGUGGUGCACGUCGAAGUUGACGUCCGUUCCUAGUCGCCACCGCGCCCAUCGGGACGCGUUCCCUCCAGCAGCUGGCCCUUGCCGUCCACGCAGCGGGACGCUGCGCCACUCUCUGUUGCCCCGAGACAGCCUAGACAGGCUAGACAGCCGGCCGGGUGGGGCGGUGGAAGGUGCCGGGUGAUGGUGGUGGCGGUGUUGGAUGCGGUGAUGGCGGCGGCGGUGGCGCUGGUGGUGGCGGACACCCUGCUGCGGCAACGUGUGCUCUGGGGAGGAUGACAGCAUCGAGAGGCUCAUGGACUGCAACGGCAACAGCAAGGAUGCCGACGGCGGGUCUUCCCUGGCGAGCUCGGCGAUGUCCAGCCCCGCCAAGGCCGCGCGGUGCGGCCCGUUCUGCGACGGCAAGGGGCGCCCGCUGCUGCUCACCUACAACGAGGCCCCGCCCUACCUGCAGUUCAACCCGUUCAUACUGUCCGGCUACCGGGGCUACCUGUCCACCAAGAUGUGCAUCGAGAGUGUCUUCUGGUGGACCAACGAGACCAUCAACAUCUGGAGCCACAUCUUUGGAUGGAUGCUGUUCCUGGGGCUCACCCUGUACGACCUGCUCUUGCUCAACUUCCACGCCUCCACCGUGGACAAGGCCAUCGUCGGCGGGCUCCUCAUCUGCUUCCAGGCCUGCAUGAUCUUGUCAUCGCUAUACCACACCUUCUCGUGCAGAUCCGAGAAGGUGUACGACUGUUUCCUCACCUACGACCUGUUCGGCAUCUCCCUCAGCCUGCUGGCCAUCUACAUGUCGGGCAUCUACUACGCCUUCUGGUGCCACAAGGCCUGGCAGACGUUCUACUUGACCACAGUGGGGCUCAUCUUCGGGCUGGCCAUGUCGCUCCACGUGCCCCGGGUCGGCGCCUCGGCCAACAUGAAGCUGUUCACGUUCGUGGGAUGGGCGGCCUACGGUGUGGUGCCCACCUUCCACUGGACCGUCGUCAUGGGCGGGCUGGACAACCCCAUGGUGCAGCUCCUCCUGCCCCGGGUCAUGGGCAUGUACGCCAUCAGCGGCGUGGCUUUCCUCAUCUACGUCACUAAGUUCCCCGAGAGGCUUCUCAACGGCAGCGUGGACUACCUCGGCCACUCGCACCAGUGGUGGCACCUGCUCGUCGUUCUGGCCCUGUACUACUGGCACAACACCGGCAUCCAGUACGUCGAGUACCGCAUGAACCACGGCUGCGGCUACAACGGCUGAGCCGGAUGGGUCACCUACCCCCCAGGCGGGGCCACUGCCAGCAGACCAGCAGGCCAGCAGGCACAGCCGAAGACGUUCUCUCUCCUCCUCCUUGAGCUGCGAGCCGACGCAGAGUGUUCUCUCGGCGUCCACGCUGGCGUCCACGCUGGCGUCCACGCCGAGGACACGAGUGCCGCGGGCAGUCCGUCGAGGGAGCGCAGCGCGCAGCCCUUGUGUCUUGGGCGGCAGCAUGCGCCACUGCAACAUCACCACGAAGCGCGGCCGCUCUUUGAAGCUACCUAUUUAGUCUCGUAAUGUAUUUGAUCAUUUUUUGUGAUGUGCGCGCGUGCGCGUGUGUGUUUGCAUGUGUUUGAUUGUGCGUGCGUAUCGGUGCGUGUGUGUGAGUGUGCGCGCGCGUUUGUUAAUGAGAUUUCGAAGGCGCGAACUACAUUGCGCGAACGCUAGUCCUUGAUGGCAAAGGAAGAUUUGCUGCGAUUAUGAAUUAAUUCUUGUCAUUGUUAAUGUUGUCUCUACUCUGUCGAAGAAUAUGCAUGUUUCUUGGGUGUGAUUUAUCUGUGUUAGUGUUAGCGUCGACGAGUGAACCUCGUUCAUCUCAGAAGACUUGCCAGCACCCCUGUGAUUUUGCUCAACUGUCGGGCAAAUGCCCCAUUCCUUUGCCCUGCUGUAGUUACCAACAUUUUGGUUCCUUCUCGCUACUUGACCCGUGUAUCCCUAGAAAUAAACGAAGUAGCUGCGUUUUCCAGUGGCUGCUUCUCGUUGCCCCAUAUGUUGUCAAGUUGAAACUGCGAGCCGUGAGACGGCGGACAGAAUGACCGUGUAUUCAUAGCAAUAAACGAAGUAGCUGCGUUGCCCAGUGGGUGCCUCUCGUUGCGUCAUAUGUUGUCAAGUUGAAACUGCGAGCCGUGAGACCGGCGGACAGAAUGACUGUUUAAAUGCGGCGAAUUUUUGAUCUUUACUCUUUAACGUUCGUAGUUUGUUACAGUGCCAUAACUGUAGGAUGGCCCAUGACCCACUGUGCAUUUUAGGAUAAUUUCCAGUGUGCUAAAGUAUGUUGCGAAACAUUAGUUAGUUUCUCAAUGUUUAAGUCUUAAGCCAAACUCUCCAGCUCUCUAAAUAGAUGUCUAGGUGAUUGUAGUUAGUGUUGAUUAAUUAAAUUAUUUGUGGUUGUUUGAUGCACUCUCGUGCUACGUUAUCUCAUACAUGUUAUUACUUAUGACAAGGUAGAACUGGUGGUUUUCCUUGUGCAUGUUAAUUACAAAAAAAAUAAAACUCAUAAGUGUUUUCAUACA